Nematostella vectensis (starlet sea anemone) is the source of this 3504-nucleotide messenger RNA. RefSeq names its product zinc finger protein GLIS2 homolog. Gene Ontology annotation, biological process: central nervous system development; regulation of transcription by RNA polymerase II. Lineage: Eukaryota; Metazoa; Cnidaria; Anthozoa; Actiniaria; Edwardsiidae. The record is from RefSeq and is a predicted model, not a curated record. Gene Ontology annotation, molecular function: RNA polymerase II cis-regulatory region sequence-specific DNA binding; DNA-binding transcription factor activity, RNA polymerase II-specific. The coding region runs from base 1804 to 3249 and encodes 481 amino acids. The transcript has a single exon. Gene Ontology annotation, cellular component: nucleus.
ACUUCCGACACGAAAAUGAGUUGGAACUUGGCCUCCCGGGGUGAAACAAAAUGACAUGCUAGCAUAUUUCAGUUUUUGCGUUUUUUUUUUAAUUAACCACACCAUGGUUUAUGCUUGAUGAUUUUUAAUCGCGUAAAGCGAUACCCGGAUCGCCUUUGAUCGAUGUAGUAGCUAUGAAUGUUAGAUGAGUAUUUACAUUGAGUGAGGGUUGUCAUGGGUUGUUUGGGGUCUCCACACACUCAGCAUGUGGUCUGUACAGGCCCGUAUCUAGCUAUCAAGCCGUGUCAGCAAAAUGGAAAGCGAAAAACACGGUAAAUCUUGUAACCAAUAUCAGACGUAGAAAAGAGCUGAUAUAGGGCCGCGGGUAUAACAACAGGAAGCUCAAGUUAGCGAUUCUGCCUCGGUUUAAUAUCUUAAUUAACUAUUAGUCAAGACAAGACUAACUGACUAGGGGGGCUGUUCGCUGGGGAUACUUAGGUCUUAAGGUUCUGGCAUGCACUUGAUAAUUUAUGCACCGUUUAAGGAUCUAUAGAGAAAUAGGCUGUUACUUAGAAAGACAGUUUUAACCUUAAAGAACCGGUCAGAAUGGCGCAUUACAUUUCGUUGGCUUGCAUCUUAGCCUUGCGGUUUUACCUGGGUUCUUUUUAGCCCGCUGACUACAUUCUAAAGCUGAGCGGGGGUUAGGAACUUUGUACCUAGCCGCGCACUCAUUUUGGCAGAUCAGCUCACACGCAAUUUAAUUUUCCUCAAAACUGCGUUAAAUUCAUGUAAAUAAAGAGUACUCAUAUGGUGAUUGCCGAGUCCCAGUUGGUCAAAACUCGGGUGUUCAGUUGGUGCCGGCCAAGAGUGGUCUAUCUCCUGUGGUCUUUAUUUCUUAAGAGCUAAGCUCGCCAGCGCUUGGCUUAUAAUGAUAUUCUGGAUCAACCAAAGUGCACCACUGGAGACCACGACUUAGCGACACUAUCACGCAACGGAGAUUCGCUCAAAGGCCCCGAGCUCCUUACUUUAGGGCAUUUAGUGGCGCUAUGACCCGACACUUGCAGUUCAACCUUCGCGUCAUUGGCACAAUAGCAAGUUAGAAAAACGCUAAGCAAUCCUAAAACGUGAACUAGAUCUUGUAAAUUCAAUCAAUGCGGGAAACCAAUUCGAGGGGGGUUGAGUAAUUCAUCUUGCGAGCCAGUCUUCGGUGAGAUGCAAAUCUUCGUUGCAGGGGAUUCGGCAUUGAAUUACGCGCCGCGCAAGACAACUCAUUGUUUUUAUUUCCUCUUCACAAAGACUUUGGUUACUUUACUUCGCACAGCUCGGCUGAAGCUUUUAGAACGUAUCAAAGCCAGAAGCGGUCACUAAAAGGCGCUGCUCACUUGGGUGGAUGAUUGCUUGGUGGUCGUCUGGCGAGUGUGCAUGUGCUGUCGGUCACAUCAGCCAAGGUCUGCGCGAGACACUCUUCAUACAGAUGGUCGCAGGAAGACGCGAAUAGCCUUGUGACAACGCGCUGUGUUGGCGCGCUAUGAGAGAAAUUGUCUGAAUGCAAAUUUGAUUGAAUCGUCGGGUUAUAUUGAAAACGCACGGCAGGGAGUUCAGAUGGUCCGAGGGGAAAGAAACACUACUUGAAUACGACUCCUACGGAGUUUUUCACUGCGACUGCGCACACGGUAUUAGCUGCGCGCGCAGGUCAAGACUGUGGGCUUGUAACGCGGGAUUGUGGCGAUCAUAUCAUCACAAUACACACACAAGGCAGCUAGCCGGUGCUACACACGACUCGAGCAAGCACUGCAGUAGCCUUACGGUAACACAAGUAACUGGAUGAGCGUAGCACGGCUGAUGGAACCCUCGCGGUAUCAGCAUGUUAUUGUCAAGACUGAGCCACUAGAUGUUACCUGUAAUAUUUCUCUCGGUGAUUCAGCAGUGGCUGCGGACCCCGUGUCUUCGCACUAUCGUACGUUACCUUCGGAGAGUCAGAGAGAGAGGGCUUUGGACUCGUCUGAAUCGGCAUUAACGGCCGGUUCGGAGUAUUCUAGAUGUCGUUUGGAUCGGCUCACGGGGAUGGAGGUGAAUCCGGAGGUCAAAUUGUUAGUAGACAUGGAAUCGUUACGAAGCGUUGACAGGCGAUCGCAGCCUGUCUUACAAUCAAAUGCUAGUAGUACUAGUAGUAUUAAUAGUAAUGCGCUAACAAGAGGGACAGAAGACCGGCGGCCCGAGGAGCCCAGUGGGUACGUCUCCUUCCCAGCGUAUAGACCCGAGUGGAGCACAUCUGUGUCAAACUCAGAAUCAGACUCGAAUAUCUCAGAAGAUGACUCGAGCAUUAGUGCAAGUGAAAACUAUUCGCGGCUAUCCCAAAAGGACAGUAACUCGGAAGCAUCGAAUAGCGGGCCCACUGAGUACCAAAGGCCUGUUAGAACGCCGCCGAGUUUAACUCGAGCCUCGGAGUAUUUUGAUACACGAUACGUAACUCCCAGGCUAUCGGAUGGAUCCCAAAACGGAAUUAACGUGGUCUUUCAGAAGCAGGACAAGACUUCAAUGUGCAGGGGUACCGCAGAGCCAAGCUCCUCGCCUCUCUAUUCUCGACGCUUUGGUGAAAGCUCGCGGGAUUCAGAAGUAACCAUGGCGUACUAUCACGGGCUACAACAAGUCUACGAUUACGCACGCGUCUCGCAAGCACACUCCGAGGCACGACACCCUCCUGCACAUAGCCCUGACUCCAGAACCAAGCAAGACGAGGACACUCCGAGAAUUUGCCGCUGGGAGCUUGCACCACAUUCGAGUGACGUCUGCGGUGCUGGCUUCUACAGGAUUGAGGAACUUGUAUUCCAUAUUACAGAGUCUCACCUUGUCACUGGUGUGACAUCAGCGUUUGUUUGUAACUGGAGGGAAUGCCCAAGAAAUGGUCUCCCCUUCAAAGCUAAGUACAAACUUAUUAACCACAUUAGAGUUCAUACUGGUGAAAAACCGUUCACUUGUUCCCAACCUGGAUGCGGCAAGAGUUUUGCGCGCGCUGAAAAUCUCAAAAUCCAUAUUAGAACUCACACUGGAGAGCGACCCUUCGCGUGCGAAUACAAGGGUUGCGAUAAAAGGUUUGCGAACUCGAGCGAUCGUAGAAAGCACAUCCAUGUUCAUACACUUGAGAAACCCUACUGCUGUAGGUUCGUGGGAUGCGAUAAAAGUUAUACUCAUCCAAGUUCGUUACGAAAACACAUGAAAGUUCACAGCGCGCGAAAAGCUCAAUAUGACCAACAUAGAGUCGAUAUAUAACAUAAAACGUUACUCAGAAAUCAAUCGUAUUCCCUUUUGGGCUCAUACAAUUUGAUUAUACAUUUCAGUGAAAAAACUAGUUGUGAAGAAAGGGAAGAAAGGUAUAGAACAGUUAUAGAGGAACAGUACAUCAGCGACUCGGUGCUAGAGACUCCGAGAAAAAAUAAGUAAUUUAGAAUGUCUUUAUUGUAACUAAAAUAGAGUUAAAUAUAUAAAGCACAAAGUGUACUAUUAAAUUUAUUUUGUUUGAAAUGA